Molecule: messenger RNA, 2072 nt
Organism: Pseudophryne corroboree (corroboree frog)
Lineage: Eukaryota; Metazoa; Chordata; Amphibia; Anura; Myobatrachidae
Gene: TYSND1
Product: trypsin like peroxisomal matrix peptidase 1
Exons: 4
Coding region: 288-2072 (594 amino acids)
Biological process (GO): protein processing; regulation of fatty acid beta-oxidation
Cellular component (GO): peroxisome
Molecular function (GO): serine-type endopeptidase activity
Source: RefSeq, a predicted model, not a curated record
AUCUCUGCACAGAGUGCAUGCUUAGUGUCCUGUGUGCUUUUUAUAAUGCUGCACGGUCUGUAUUGAAGUGGUUGUCUAGGGAAGCAUAUAAGAACAUCAAGAGGACAUCACUGAAUAGAUAUAUAUGCACAUUUAAUUUACUGUUGCCUCAGUACUGUGAUAGUGUUGCUGGGAAAGGAAAUGGACUGUUUCUGCUGUGUGCAGCUGCUGCUGCUGCAUAGUUAGAGUGCAGUUGUAGUUCUACAUGCCACUUUUACAUAUUGCAUGCUGCUAAUCUCCCCGUUGCCAUGAUUAAACAGCAGCUGGUGCAUGCAGAGUUUAGUGGUUGUGUUGUCACCACCUCCCGGGCACAACUGACACCUCCAGGGCAAAGACGCGCAAAUGCCUAUACUGCGGAGAGUGGGAAUAGGCCCAUCAGUCAGACUUCCCCUAAGGAUGAGUGCGAUGGGCAGUGGAGCUGCAGUGGUGUGAUCGUAGAUAGGAAUUUGGGUGUUGUGAUCUGUCAGGGAUCCAUAUUUUUUCCUUUUUUGAAAAAAACUGGAAAUGGUCUUGCUGCCUCGGAUCACCCUAUCCUUUCCGCUGAUGACUUUCAUCCGGAUUUAUCCAUUCGGGUUGAAUGCCCGUUAGAACCAAAGAUAAACACAAAGAUUGGCACCGGCAUCUGCAAUGAGGUCCUGGGCCACAGGCCGGAACUUGAAAAUGUUCCCGUGUCAACUCCGCAAAGUGAACGGAUGCAAGUCCAGGCUCAACUCCUUAUGGUUUUACCCUGUCCGGAAUUCCAAAACGCAUUUUCUAGACUGUUUAGGAAAGAAAACGGGUGGGUGUUCUCCAGUGAGGAAGAGAAGACGGAGUAUGGGGAGUUUCAGAAGGAUCUCGCUUACCUUCAUUGGUUUGCUGUUUUGCACCUACAAAGUCCACUGACUAAAACGCCUCAUACAAUGGCCAUCAUGGACUCUACCCGGUUGGUAAAAGGAAGUACAGUGUUCGCCUGCGGAUCUCCUUUCGGAUCAUUCUACCCAGACAUCUUUCUGAAUACCAUUAGCAAAGGUGUCCUUAGUAACACUGCAGGAGACAGAAAUGCCGUACUGCUGACUGACGCCCGUUGUUUGCCAGGCUCAGAAGGAGGGGGCAUAUAUUUGUUUGAACAAGGUGUAUUGCACUUGGUGGGCAUUAUAGUGGCACCCCUCUGCUGGAAGACAAAUGAGUGGGUGGGGUUGACACUGGCUUGCUCUAUUAGCCAUAUCAUUGAGAACAUCAUUAAGGUUCCUCACAAAGCAGGCGUUGCUGUUAAAAGUAAAUUGGAAAAUUUACAGUUGGGAAACAACGUUCUAGCUAAUCUUCAGAGAGGUCCUGGGCCAGCUGAGCAUCUGAUGAAAGCAGCUGUUUUAGUGGACUCAGGUCAAGCCUGGGGUUCCGGAGCUUUGUUGAACCGAAAAGUAGUAUUGACAUGCCGACAUGUGGUUAGAGAUUUAUCCAAAGUACUUGUGAAGAUCCAGCGUCCUAGAGUUGCAAGCGGACAACAUCAUACCUAUAAAAGGUUUCAGACCGUCACAGGCCGGGUGGUAUUUUCUACUUCAGAAUCUUCUCCUUAUGACAUUGCCGUUGUGGAACUUGAUGAAGACUUACCUGGUGUUUUUGAACCAGUUUUGGCUUCUGGCUACAGUGCAGGAGAGGACGUCCUCAUUGUUGGAUUUGGGGCCUUUGGGGAAAGCUGUGGCCCAUCUGUGACGUCUGGGGUCCUGUCAGCAGUGAUUUCUGUGGGUAAUGUCCCGGUUAUGCUACAGACAUCCUGCGCUGUACAUGGAGGUUCUAGUGGAGGACCAUUAUUUUCUGCUCGGUCCGGAGAGCUGCUAGGUAUUGUUGCAAGUAACACAAGGGAUAACACUACGGGAGCCACAUAUCCCCAUUUAAAUUUCAGUAUCCCGAUGACUGUCCUCCAGACAGCGAUACAGAGGUACAGACAAUCUGGAGAAUUGCGGAGCUUUGGAGAACUUAACAAGGCAGGACAUAAGGUUCAAAACGUGUGGCGUCUGCAGAGGUCGCCUGAAAAGGUCUUUCGGAGCAAGCUUUGA